Messenger RNA from Prosopis cineraria, 1656 nucleotides. RefSeq names its product anthocyanidin 3-O-glucosyltransferase 7-like. The transcript is spliced from 2 exons. Lineage: Eukaryota; Viridiplantae; Streptophyta; Magnoliopsida; Fabales; Fabaceae. The record is from RefSeq and is a predicted model, not a curated record. Gene Ontology annotation, molecular function: UDP-glycosyltransferase activity. Bases 94 to 1530 code for a protein of 478 amino acids.
GACCAAACCCAGCAUGGUGCCUUUCAACGAAAACCACCUUUUGACUGUGGUCGUCUUCAUACCUCUAUUCUACUCUCAGCCACAGCCACCACCAUGGGCGGAGCCUCGCCUGAUCGGAGCAGACACGUGGCAGUCUUCGCCUUCCCCUACGGCACUCACGCCGCUCCACUGCUCAACCUUGUUGUCAAGCUAGCACAUGCUGCUCCUCACGUGAGCUUCUCCUUCUUCACCACCCCACAGAGUAAGCAUUCCCUCUUAUCUUCCAAACUCAGCAACACCAUCCCUGAAAACAUCAGGUUUUACACUGUCUCCGACGGAAUCACCGACGGUCUCGACCUCACCAACCACCACCCAUCCCGGAGGCUGAACUUCUUUCUCGAAGCUGGUCCUCAGAACCUGAAACAGGGCCUAAGUAUGGCGGUUUCAGAGAGGAAUCUGAGAGUGACGUGUGUGAUUUCUGAUGCUUUCGUGACUUCUUCUCUUGUUCUUGCUCAAGAGAAUGGUGUGCCUUGGAUUGCUCUCUGGACUUCGUAUACUUGUUCUCUCUCUGCUCACUUCCACACACAAUUGAUCCGCGAAAAGCAUCGCGUUGGUGGUGGUGUUGAAGAUGGAAGCUUGGCUUUCAUCAAUCCUGGCUUCUCAAAGAUGCGAAUCCAGGAUUUACCAGAAUCCAUUAUACUCAAAGGCAAAGACGAAGAAGAAGAAUCUGCAUUUUCAAAGAUGCUAGCUUCCAUGGGGAGGGUGCUUCCAGAAGCUGAGGCAGUGGUGGUUAACUUCUACGAGGAACUAGACCCACCUCUAAUGGUUCAGGAUCUGAGAUCCAAGAUGAAAUCUCUGAUCUACGUAGGUUUUCUGAAUCUCUCCCUCACAUUUCGGCAGCUGCCGCCUCCGCCGCCGGCGAACACUGACAAAACCGGAAGCUUGAGUUGGCUAGACCAGCACAGUGCCAAAUCACUGGUAUAUAUCAGCUUAGGAACAGUGGUUUCACCUCCUCGUCACGAGGUCGUCGCCAUUGCAGAAGCACUAGAAGAGCUCGAAGGUGUUCCAUUUCUCUGGUCCCUAAAAGACGAUUCAAAGGCGUUUCUUCCAAAAGGGUUUCUGGAAAGAACAAGCGAGAAGGGGAAGGUGGUUCCAUGGGCUCCACAAACGCUAGUUUUAGGUCACGAAUCAGUGGGAGCUUUCGUGACUCAUGGAGGGUGUAACUCAGUGAGCGAGUCACUGUCGAGCGGCGUCCCCAUGAUAUGCAGGCCUUAUUUCGGAGAUCAGCUCAUGGCGGCGAGAAUGGUAGAGGAUGUUUGGGGGGUUGGGGUGAAGAUUGAAGGUGGGUUGUUCACGAAGAACGCGUUGAUCAGAAGCUUGAACCGGGUUCUGAAGCAGCCAGAAGGGAAGGUGAUGAGAGACAAGGCCGAGGAAUUGAAGAACGUUGUGACUGGGGCUGCAGGGCAAAAUGGGAAAACCGAACGUGCCUUUAACACUUUGGUUGAAAAAAUUAAUCUCUUAGAAAGUUCCGAUGAAUCCUGCCAUUAUUAGUUAUAAUUGUUUGUAGUUUGUACUAUUUCUGUUUGAUUUCAUUUGAUAGAUUGGAUUACGUUUAAUGGAGAAUGACACUAAAAAUCAAAAUAUUGAAUUAAUGAAUCCUUCCAUGAGUUACACUGA